CCGGGCGUUACGUAUUUGUGGAGCGUAUAUUUCGAAAUUUACGCAUUUUUACACCGAUUGUGUUAGUUGCGCCCCUUAUCUUGUACAAAAACAGCCAAAAGCCAACGGUUACCGAAAAGAGUAUGGCAUUUUCUUUACCGAUAAGAGUGAAAAAUUAGUAAUCGGUGGGAAGUAUAUAAAUAACCAGUAAUCCCCUUGAUUUAUAUAUAUUUUAUAUUUAUAGUUGUAUAUUUUAUAUUUAUAGUUGUAUAUUUUAUAUUUAUAGUUCAAACAAGUCUGUUCUUUAUAUCACCAAUGACUAAAACACAUUCAAAUAAACCAAUUAGUUUAAUCCAUAACUAUAAAACCAAAUCAGGUAAACCAAUUACUCUUGGUACUGGUACUGGUACAAAAUGGCAAUGGCUUAAAAAGGGUAGACCAGAUGAUGAACAAGAUACUUUACAUCAAGAUUUAGUAGAUCAAUUGAUAUUAGCUUUAGAAAAUGGUUAUAAUCAUAUUGAUACUGCAGAAGUAUAUACUACUCAUUCUGAAGUAGCUGCUGCUGUUAAACAAAGUGGUAUUCCAAGAGAAGAUUUAUGGAUUACAACUAAAUAUAAUCCUGGAUUUAGAACUUUUGUUGCUCGAUCUAAAACUCCAACAGAAUUUAUUGAUAAUGCUUUAAAGGAAUUAGAAACUGAUUAUGUAGAUUUAUUUCUUAUUCAUUCACCAUUCUUUGGAGAAGUUAUUUCUCAUGGUCAAACAAUUGAAAGUGCUUGGAAAGAAUUAAUUGCUGCUAAAAAGGCUGGAAAAGUUCGUGAAAUUGGAGUAUCUAAUUUUGCUGUAGCACAUAUUGAAAAGGCAAUUAAAUCUUCUGAAUCAAAGGAAUAUUGGCCAAAAGUUAAUCAAAUUGAAUUCCAUCCAUAUUUACAAAAUCAAUCUAAAAAUAUUAUUGAUUUUAGUAAAGAAAAUGAUAUUUUAAUUGAAGCUUAUGGUCCAUUGACUCCAUUAUUCAGAAUAAAGAAAGAUGGGGUUGAAAUUGAUGAUCAUCCAUUAAAACCUUUAUUGGCUAAAUUAUCAGAAAAGUAUGGAAAGACUGAUUCUCAAAUCUUAUUAAGAUAUACUUUACAAAAGGGAAUUCUUCCAAUCACAACAUCUUCAAAAGUUGAAAGAAUAAAACAAUCAUUAGAUAUUUAUGAUUUUGCCAUUUCAAACGAAGACUUUGAUGAAAUUGAAACAAUCGGUAACUCUUACCCAUUUAGAGGAUUCUUUGAUGAAGAAUUUAAGGAUUUUGAUUAAAAAAUUUUUAUAGUGUAGUAUUAUAUGCGGUAAAGUUGAAUUAAUAUAGAAUAAAUAAAUAAAUUUAUUAUGCUAU
This is a messenger RNA of Scheffersomyces amazonensis, 1351 nucleotides long. Its product is annotated as aldo/keto reductase. Bases 295 to 1275 code for a protein of 326 amino acids. The record is from RefSeq and is a predicted model, not a curated record. The transcript has a single exon. NCBI's taxonomy places the organism in Eukaryota, Fungi, Ascomycota, Pichiomycetes, Serinales, Debaryomycetaceae. Gene Ontology annotation, molecular function: oxidoreductase activity, acting on NAD(P)H as acceptor.